CCUCCUGGCCGGAGGAGGAGGAGGUGGUGGAAGAGGAGGAGGAGGAGGAGGCACCGCCUUCUUGCCGCGCGCCCUCGCCGUUGUCUGCGCUCCGCUCUGGACCAGUUUGGGGAAGUUGCCGGAGCCCAGUGUCGCCCAGAUGUGCGACCUCAUUGAGCCGCAGCCGGCCGAGAAGAUCGGCAAGAUGAAGAAGUUGCGGAGAACUUUGUCGGAGAGUUUCAGUCGCAUUGCUUUGAAGAAAGACGACACCACCUUUGAUGAGAUAUGUGUCACAAAGAUGUCUACACGGAACUGCCAGGGAAUGGAUUCAGUGAUCAAACCCCUGGACACAAUUCCUGAGGAUAAAAAAGUCAGGGUUCAGAGGACGCAGAGCACCUUUGACCCAUUUGAGAAACCCGCUAAUCAAGUAAAGAGGGUGCAUUCAGAGAACAAUGCUUGCAUUAACUUUAAGUCCUCCUCCACUGGCAAAGAGUCUCCAAAAGUUAGGCGGCACUCCAGCCCCAGCUCGCCAACAAGUCCCAAAUUUGGAAAAGCUGACUCAUACGAAAAACUGGAAAAACUAGGGGAAGGCUCUUAUGCUACAGUAUACAAAGGGAAAAGCAAAGUAAAUGGGAAGUUGGUAGCCCUGAAGGUGAUCAGGCUGCAAGAAGAAGAAGGUACACCUUUUACAGCUAUCAGGGAAGCUUCUCUCUUAAAAGGACUAAAACAUGCUAACAUAGUGCUGCUUCACGACAUCAUCCACACCAAGGAGACGCUGACACUUGUGUUUGAAUAUGUGGGGAGUCGGCUGCAUCUUUGUCGAAAUGAUCCAAGGGGUUGCUGCUUUUCCAGGAAUGAAAGACAUUCAGGAUCAACUGGAACGAAUAUUUCUGGUAAGUUCUUUACAGAGUGCUUCUGA
This is a messenger RNA of Leptonychotes weddellii (Weddell seal), 898 nucleotides long. The record is from RefSeq and is a predicted model, not a curated record. NCBI's taxonomy places the organism in Eukaryota, Metazoa, Chordata, Mammalia, Carnivora, Phocidae.